AAUUGAACACGGGUCUGAGGUGUCAGUGACUCAACAGUUUCUCUGAACUCAACUGAACCCUUCUGCCACAUCGUGUGUACAGUAUUUUCCAUUACAAGACAUCUGUUGUCUUUGGACUCGGUGAAUCACUGGUUCUAUUGCUCAUAGUUGGACUGAAAGAGCAUCGUUUUCUUGGCUGAAGCUAUGGAUUAUGCGCUUCUUGGGUCCUUCCCAAAAGCUUGUUUAGGUGGGAACAGUUGGAGAAGGGAGAAUCACAAGAAAAUUUGCUUUUCAGGUUCAUAUACUGCAGUUAGAGUUUCAAGGUGCAGAGAAUGGGACAUCCUACAAAGAUACUGUGCUGUUGGGCCUCAGCAUCCGCAACAGCAUUUAAGGCAUCAUAACUUAGGCACUAGGGAAGGUUCUACAUCCUACAGGACCCAUAAAAAGUUCCUGGUGAAUGCAACUGCUGGUCACCCUUUAGAUUCUGAAUCUGGAGCUUAUAAUGCAAAAAACGUCUGGGGCACUAUCAAAAAUGCAACAGAUGCUUUUUACCGGUUUUCAAGGCCGCACACAGUUAUUGGCACAGCAUUGAGCAUAGUUUCUGUUUCUCUCCUUGCAGUCAAGAAUCUAUCAGAUUUUUCCCCCUUAUUUUUCAGUGGGUUGCUGGAGGCUGUAGUUGCUGCUCUCUUCAUGAAUAUUUACAUUGUCGGUUUAAAUCAGUUGUCUGACAUUGAUAUAGACAAGGUGAACAAGCCUUAUCUUCCAUUAGCAUCAGGGGAAUAUUCGGUGGUGACUGGCAUCAUGAUUGUGACUUCUUUCGUGAUUCUGAGUUUUUGGCUGGGAUGGAUUGUUGGUUCAUGGCCAUUGUUGUGGGCCCUUUUCAUCAGUUUUGUACUUGGAACUGCUUAUUCAAUCAAUGUGCCACUACUGAGAUGGAAGAGGUCUGCUGUGGUUGCAGCAAUGUGCAUUCUAGCUGUUCGAGCAGUGAUAGUUCAACUUGCUUUUUUCCUGCACAUGCAGACUCAUGUGUACAAAAGACCGGUUGCCUUCUCGAGGCCACUUAUCUUCGCAACUGCAUUUAUGAGUUUCUUCUCUGUUGUUAUUGCAUUAUUUAAGGAUAUCCCUGAUAUUGAUGGAGAUAAGAUCUUUGGCAUCCGGUCCUUUACAGUACGUCUGGGACAAGAGCGGGUAUUUUGGAUAUGUAUAUGGCUACUUCAAAUGGCUUAUGGUGUUGCCAUUUUAGUUGGAGCAUCAUCCUCCUUCAUGUUGAGCAAAUGCAUCACGGUUUUGGGACAUGCAAUUUUGGCUUUGAUACUCUGGAGCCGAGCAAAAUCUGUAGAUCUCACCAGCAAAGCUGCAAUAACGACCUUCUACAUGUUUAUUUGGAAGCUCUUUUAUGCUGAGUAUCUACUUAUACCACUUGUUCGAUGAGGAAGAUACAAGUUGUUUUUUGAGAUUACUUGUAAUUGGCCGAAAAACUAGAAGGUUAUUCUACUGCAAUGUAAGGUAGAAUCAUUUUAUUAGUGCAGACAGGGACAUCAAUCCUUAUAUUCAUUG
This is a messenger RNA of Argentina anserina (silverweed cinquefoil), 1536 nucleotides long. Its product is annotated as homogentisate phytyltransferase 1, chloroplastic. Gene Ontology annotation, cellular component: membrane. Gene Ontology annotation, molecular function: prenyltransferase activity. The record is from RefSeq and is a predicted model, not a curated record. Lineage: Eukaryota; Viridiplantae; Streptophyta; Magnoliopsida; Rosales; Rosaceae. The coding region runs from base 184 to 1410 and encodes 408 amino acids. The transcript has 14 exons.